Messenger RNA from Synchiropus splendidus (mandarinfish), 1921 nucleotides. It is a transcript of the gene ube2s, whose product is annotated as ubiquitin-conjugating enzyme E2S. NCBI's taxonomy places the organism in Eukaryota, Metazoa, Chordata, Actinopteri, Syngnathiformes, Callionymidae. The transcript has 4 exons. The record is from RefSeq and is a predicted model, not a curated record. The coding region runs from base 176 to 880 and encodes 234 amino acids.
UUAAAGUGAGAGUCGUAUUUUUGUUCCUGUGUCACCAAAGGGAAGAAAAGAAUAGUGCAACAACCACAGCGCAUUCGGUCGGGACCCAUCCAAAAUUGAAUCUCGUCAUUAUCACGGAACAUUUUUCUCUCAUCUGACGUUAACCAAACACGUCUUACCAGUGUCGUUGUUGAAGAUGAACUCCAAUGUGGAGAAUUUGCCCCCUCAUGUUCUUCGAUUGGUAUUCAAAGAGGUGUCAGCGUUGGCAGCCGACCCCCCGGAGGGAAUUAAGAUCUAUCCCAGUGAAGAAGACAUCAGCGAGCUUCAAACAGCCAUUGAAGGACCAGAGGGAACUCCGUUUGCUGGAGGCGUUUUCCGAAUGCGUCUUGUCCUGGGGAAAGACUUCCCUGCUGUUCCACCGAAGGGUUAUUUCCUGACAAAGAUAUUUCAUCCGAAUGUGGGACACAAAGGAGAGAUCUGUGUCAAUGUGCUGAAGAGGGACUGGAAAGCUGAACUUGGCCUCAGACAUGUCUUGCUUACAAUCAAGUGUCUUCUCAUCCACCCCAACCCAGAGUCGGCUUUAAAUGAGGAGGCCGGUCGUCUCCUCUUGGAGGACUAUGCUGAAUAUGAGUCUCGUGCCCGCUUGCUCACUGAGAUCCAUGCCAUGGCUGGUCCGGGUGGGACCUCUGGCUCAGCCCAGGACCUGACCGACGGUCCCCAGCCAAAGAAGCACGCAGGUGACCCGAUGAAGCGGGCGGGACCCAGCGCAGCAGCCGUUCCGGCAGCUCUGGGUAACGGAGCCAGCGGUGCCAGCACCACCAGCAGCAAUAACAAUAGUAGCACCAGUAUCGUAGCAGGGAAGAAGAAAGCAGAUAAAAAGCGGGCGUUGCGGCGACUUUAAUAUGUUGUCAUCUGUGUGUGUGUGCGCGUGCGUGCGUGCGUGUGUGUGUGCGUGCGUGCGUGUACAUAUAUAUAUAAGUAUCUCAGUGUGCUGAUAUUUGUCCCCCUCCUUUUGUUACCUCCCCAGACUCCAAUUUCUACUUUUAAACCUCCCCUUCAAGACACCAGUUCAAUAUCAUGUAAGCAGCUCAGUACUUGUGAAGCUGAUGAUGGUGUUGGGGAAAGGAUGCCUCCUCAUCAUGAAAUAUUCCCCGUCCAAGCCUUAUUCUGAAUUAAUUCCUCAGUGAGCUCAUGCCCAUUAGUGAGUCUCACCCACUUUUAUGCAGAAAGAGCUGAAACACAACUGCAGCGUCUUCUCACCGCUCCCUUCCAUGCUGCUGUGAUGGUACCAUGUACCGCUAAACAGCGUGCGCUUCAAAAAAUAAUUAGGGUUCAAUCUUCUUCAGGGAGAGGAGUUGUGUUCAGUCUCGCAAAUAUUUAUGAUCCGAUUGGGUUUAGAAAGCUGAUCAAGAAUUCCCAAUUUUUUUUUUCUAUUUUUCUAAGUGGUUUCACUGUAAAGUAUUUCCUAAAGCUGUUUUUAUCGACAUGUCCACAUUCAGAGGUCCCAUGGUUCUGUGUGAACACAAAGACUGCGUGUCAGGGAUGCAGUCCAACUGCAAGAGUUCAUAACUGAUCUGUCUUUGUUUGUAUUAAACAUACAAUUAUUUUAAUCGACCACCAUUUCCACUGCUGUCUCUGCUCUCUUGCACCCCCACCCACCGAAUACCAGCGAAGACAUCAGUGUGAAGACUUCCAUGUGUGAUAGAAAUGUCCUCCCUAGCCGUUGCACUGGCAGUGUUUCCUCAGCAGGUUUUUCUCUCGGUGUUGAAUUGCAUGCAGAGCGUACAUUUCCCAGGGAAACACACUGAAGCUCUGACAAAACCGGGAUGAAAACUUGCUGCCAGGAUGGUUGCCGGUGGAAACGGCAGGGCAGAUGUUUUUUUGUGUCCAUUUUAAAUUAUUUAAAUUAAUAAAACAUUGAAAUACGAGAAGUGAAACAAAU